AACGAUUUCUUGUGCAAGGCGGCGUAUGAAGCUAGAAAGCAGCACAGCUGGAAGAGAAAAAGAGCUCCGCUGUCAUUCACGGCUGACGAGCUGUGGACCACACUUUUCAUUCCGGACAUCAUGAAUGGAUAAAAGUCCUAACAGCUCUCUCAUUUUUUUCACACCUUUCACAGUUACUCAGUCUGUACAACAGCAAACACUCACUGGAACCCCUCAUCAAGACGCACACACCCCAUCAAUAUGAGCACUCGAGCCUGUCGAUUUUUCUUGGCAGGCAACUGCAGGAACGGCGCCAGUUGCCGUUUCUACCACGAAGGUUUCUCCUCACUUCCACUAGAAACUAGGGCAGAGGCCCAGGAGGCCCAGGAGGCCCAGGAGGCCCAGGAGGCGACAUCCGCAUCAUCGGGAAGCCGUAGUGAGCGUAGGACCUCAUCUUCGGACCGCCCAGCCUACGCCGCGACCCGUCCUUGCCACUGGUACAUGGCCGGAUAUUGUCAUCGCGGGGACUCUUGUUGGUUCUCGCAUGACCGUGGUGUCAUCAACACAGCCUAUGGCGGGACAGAGGAUACCAUCGAACUGAGUGACGACGAAGAAGAGGAAGGAAUACCAGAAAAUGCCGUGGAGGAUGAGGAUGAGGAUGACCAAAAGUGCGCCAUUUGUUUUGAAGUGCCCCAAACAUUCGGCUUACUCGUAUCAUGCAACCACGCUUUUUGCCUGACUUGUAUCCGCACCUGGCGAUCCAAGGAGAUAUCAUCAGACCUUCACGACAGCAGCAGCGGGAGUAUGUCAGUGACCAAAGCAUGCCCCAAUUGUCGGACGCCUUCUCUCUAUGUAGUCCCUUCAUCCUUCUUCCCAACGUGUGCGGAGCAAAAGGAAAUCAUCAUUCAGAACUACAAGGAGGCCACUUCUCGAAAACCCUGUAAAUAUUUCAAGGAAUCUGGCGAACGACGUUGGUGCCGCUUCGGCGACGACUGCCACUUUGCACACUUGGAUGAGAACGGCGAGCCCUGCAAGGUCAACCCAGAUUCGGAUCCCAGACGUAACAGAUCACGAAGGCACCAUGGACGGAGAUAUGAUUUUACGCAUCGCGAUGUCUGGGACACCUGGCAGGCGGCCAGUGACCAACUGGGCGGUGAUUUUGAAACCCUUGAGACUUUGUUGCUCGAGCUCUCACGACUUCGACUUCGUUAUGAAAGAAGCAGUGAUCCGGACACAUGGGACGGCGAUGUUGAUGGUGUUAUCCACAGCCUUCAUGAUCUCGAGGAUACAUAUAGUAGUUGGAGGCAGCAGGAGUGGGAUAUUGAAGAUGGCGAUGACGAUGAUGAUUAUGAAGAUUAUGAAGACGAUGAAGACGACCAUGCCGGGUGGGAUAUCCAAGACGUGGAUGACGAAGAGCUCUACACACGAUGGGGCGACAUUUAAUGCGUGAGAUUUCCAAGGACAUUGUUUUUUUUUUUUGCUGGCUUCAGUCCUAUACAUUAGGUCGCGCUAAUAUUCGCCACUGCUCUGCGCUGCGCGCUUCGAAGCACUUUCGUUUGUACAUGUCGUCAUUUUCCUGUAUCUUGCCUCUCUCCACAAUCAGGUCUGCAAAU
Gamsiella multidivaricata is the source of this 1592-nucleotide messenger RNA. RefSeq lists its product as uncharacterized. Lineage: Eukaryota; Fungi; Mortierellomycota; Mortierellomycetes; Mortierellales; Mortierellaceae. Bases 241 to 1422 code for a protein of 393 amino acids. Gene Ontology annotation, molecular function: ubiquitin protein ligase activity; metal ion binding. Gene Ontology annotation, biological process: protein polyubiquitination. The record is from RefSeq and is a predicted model, not a curated record. The transcript is spliced from 3 exons.